Molecule: messenger RNA, 1344 nt
Organism: Limanda limanda (common dab)
Lineage: Eukaryota; Metazoa; Chordata; Actinopteri; Pleuronectiformes; Pleuronectidae
Product: keratin, type I cytoskeletal 14-like
Exons: 9
Coding region: 40-1344 (434 amino acids)
Molecular function (GO): structural molecule activity
Source: RefSeq, a predicted model, not a curated record
UUCAGCUCUCGCAGCAUCUCCGGCUCCCGCACCGUCUCCAUGUCUGGCUCCCGCAGCAUCUCUGGCUCCAGCGCCAUGAGCCUGAGCGGAGGGAUGCAGAUGCUCGGAGGCAGACAGACCCGCAUGUCCACCGGCAGCGUCACCUUGGGCAGCACACCCAGCGUGUACGGAGGGGCAGGGGGUUACGGGACCCGCGUCUCCCAGUCUGCGUUCUCCUUCGGCUCUGGGUCAAUGUCUGGGUACAACGACUCUGCAGUCAUCGGCAAUGAGAAGGGGACCAUGCAGAACCUCAACGACCGGCUGGCCUCCUACAUGGUGAAGGUUAAAACCCUGGAAUCGGCCAACAUGAAGCUGGAGAUGCAGAUCAGAGAGUUCUGUGAGAAGAGAACCUAUGUGUCCAGAGAUCUUGACGGAUACUUUGCCACCAUCACUGACCUCCAGGCGCAGGUCAUAAGGAGGCGCUUAGAGAAUCAAAAUAUCCUCCUGCAGAUUGACAACGCUCGGCUGGCUGCUGAAGACUUUAAAAUGAAGUACGAGAUGGAGCUGAACUUGCGCUCGAUGGUGGAGGCCGACUUGUCUCGUUUCCGAGGGAUCCGGGACAGCGUGACUCUCAACAUCAGCGACCUGGAGAUGCAGAUAGAGGGUCUGAGAGAGGAGCUGGUCUACAUCAAGAGCAACCACAAGGAGGAGAUGCUUCUGCUGAGGCACCAGCAGAGUGGUAAGGUGAACGUGGAGGUGGACAGCUCAGAAUCGGUGGAUCUGCAGAAGACACUGGAGGAAAUCAGGGAGUACUACGAGAAUAUGGUCUUGAAGAACAAGCAGGAAGUUGAGAAGUGGUUCCAAGAAAAGAUGACUAGUCUCGAGGUGGUCCUCGUUUCAACCUCCACAGAAGUGAAGACUUUUUACACAGAGCUGUCGGAGCUCAAGAGGAGCUUCCAGAGUUUGGAGAUAACUCGACAGAGCGUCUUCACAGAGUUUCAGUGCCUGCAGCAGAGUCUGGAUGAGGCGAACAGUCGAUACAGCAUUCAGCUCAGCCAGCUGCAGAUAAGCAUUAACUAUCAGCAGGAGGAGCUGCAGCGUCUGAUAGUCUCCAUCGAGCAGCAGCAAUCAGAGUACAACCUGCUGCUGGACAUCAAGAUGAGGCUGGAGCGCGAGAUCGCCGAGUACAGGAGGCUGCUGGAGGGAGAGAUACACGAGAAAAGGUCUGUGAUCAUCAGCAAGGUGGUAGAAGUGGAAGAGCAUAAGCCCCACAUCGAGAGGAGAGUGAAGACCAUCGUGGAGGAGAUCAUUGAUGGAAAGGUGGUGUCCUCCUCGGUCGACACCCAAGUGGAAGAAAUCCAGUGA